Messenger RNA from Saccharomyces eubayanus, 1608 nucleotides. RefSeq lists its product as uncharacterized. The record is from RefSeq and is a predicted model, not a curated record. Gene Ontology annotation, biological process: retrograde transport, endosome to Golgi. Bases 1 to 1608 code for a protein of 535 amino acids. The transcript has a single exon. Lineage: Eukaryota; Fungi; Ascomycota; Saccharomycetes; Saccharomycetales; Saccharomycetaceae. Gene Ontology annotation, cellular component: Golgi apparatus; membrane.
AUGGCAAACCGAAAUAUGUGUGAACCGUGGCUGCUGCUAGUAUGGCUGUUGCUGAUCUGUAACGUGGUUCGGGGGAAUCAAGAAACCAUAAGCCAAAAGGAUCACGAGGUCUGUUCAGGGAUGUAUUCCAAGGAGGAUUACAACGGGAAAGUGGACCCCUUUAUAUCUUUUACUUUGAAUGAACUGUCACUCGAUGGUGAAGACGAUAACGAUGAAGGAAUCAGCGUGGCUGUAUUUGAUUUUCAGGACUAUGAGCACAUUGGUGUGCAGUUACCUAAUGGGGGCAUUCAGUACAUUUGCGAUGACUACGCAUUAGAUUUGGGUCUGUGCGAUGCUUCAUCCAAGGGGCAAUUCAUCAUUCAAAAGACGGCCAUCGACCCGCUAACUGAUAAGGAACACAAAUUAACCAGUCCAAUAUUGACGUUCACUCAACAAGAAUUGGGCAUGCACGACAAGACGUACUCGAUCAAUAAAACCGGUUAUUAUUGUGUAACUACGUCGUCUUUCGCCUCUUCCAAAUCGAAGUUAAAGGCCACGGUAAAUUUCAGAAACGCUUAUGGUCAGCUGAAUGCUUCAGAAGCAUACAAGCUGCCCAUUUAUGCCUUUUUAGCUAUUGCUUAUGCUGUAUGCACGCUAAUAUACGCUUGGUUAUGUUGGAGACAUAGACAUGAAUUGCUACCUCUACAAAAAUACAUUUUAGUUUUCUUUGUUUUCUUAACAGCUGAUACCAUUUUCGUUUGGACGUAUUAUAUAAUUGAGAAUCAAAAGGGAAACUCUAGCGUAGCCCUUCAUAUCUACAUGAUUUUCAUAUCGAUAUUCAGUGCCGGUAAGAUGACUUUCACAUUUCUCCUUGCUUUGUUGAUAUCCUUUGGCUACGGUAUAGUGUAUCCAAAAUUAGAUCGUACAUUACUGAGAAGAUGCCAGAUGUUUGCUGCGUUUACGUUUGCCGUAUGCAUUGCAUUCCUACUCCAAAAAUAUUCGCAAAAUCCCGAGUCUUUGUCUAAUUUGAUUUUGAUUACUGCUAUUCCCCUGGUGGUAUGUUUGUUUGCAUUUUAUUAUUUGACUCUCUCUUCAAUGAGCAAAACGAUGGCUUAUUUGAAGGAACAAAAUCAAGUGGUCAAAUUAAACAUGUACAGAAAAUUGAUCACUUUGUGUUAUAUUUCUUUGUUUAUACUAUUCUUAGGCUUACUCGUCUCCACUUUCGCCUAUGUUGGGAUGGACACCGUUGACAUGAUUGAACAAUAUUGGAAAACAGAAUUCUUGGUCACAGAUAUUUGGCCCACUUUUGUUUAUUUCUUGGUCUUUGCCGUUUUCGCAUUCUUUUGGAGACCUACCAGUACAUCCUAUUUGUUAGCAUGUUCGCAUCAACUACCAACCGAUAUGGAAAAUGUAUCCGAAUUUGAUCUUGAUGAUAUUAACUCUUUGUCCAAUGAAGGGCUGUCUGAUAGAAGGUCACACGAUGAGCAGGAUCACAGUAUGGAUAUUGAUUUAGCAUCCGAUUUCGAAGAUGAACCAAAUGCACAUGCAAACACAAACGCUGAUCAAGAUAUUUUUUUCGACAUCGAUUAUAGCAAGGAUACGAAAAAAGAUCUUGGACGCAAUACAUAA